This is a messenger RNA of Caenorhabditis remanei, 723 nucleotides long. RefSeq lists its product as uncharacterized. Gene Ontology annotation, biological process: fatty acid metabolic process; DNA damage response. The record is from RefSeq and is a predicted model, not a curated record. The coding region runs from base 1 to 723 and encodes 240 amino acids. The transcript is spliced from 5 exons. Gene Ontology annotation, cellular component: mitochondrial matrix. Lineage: Eukaryota; Metazoa; Nematoda; Chromadorea; Rhabditida; Rhabditidae.
AUGAUUCAGGGUAUUCGAGGCUGGAAUAUUUUAGAAAUCAUGAGAAUCUCAAGAAGCAACCUUCAGAAGGCGCUCAUCUACUUCCAUAAUCUCCAAAAAUGGCCGAAAGAGUUGGCGGAAGAGAUGAAAACGUGCUGUUAUGUCAAAAAAGAUUUCAUCACGGAAGUCGAGGAGAAAUCGCUGCUCACCGAAGUCGAGCCACACAUGAAACGACUACGAUACGAGAAAAGUCAUUGGGACGACGCGAUUCACCUCUACCGAGAACGAGAGCAAAGGAAAUGGCGAGACGAGAAUCUGGAGGUGAUCUCCCGGAUUCGGAGCGAAUCGUUCGGUGUCAACACGGAACAUUUGACAUAUGUGCAUAUUUUGGAUUUGCAUAAAGAUGGAGUGAUUAAGCCCCAUAUCGACUCGAUUCGGUACUGCGGUGACGUCAUCACCGGUGUCUCCCUGCUCUCCGACGCCAUCAUGCGACUACGACACAAAAACCGAAAAGAGGAAUUGAUUGUGGACUUGCUGAUGCCAAGAAGAAGUCUAUAUCGAUUAGGAGGCCCCGGUCGAUACGAGUUCACCCAUGAAGUGCUCGGCGAGUCGGAAAGCUGUUGGGAAGGAGAAAAGGUGCCGAGAAACCGAAGAAUAUCGAUAAUUUGUCGGGAUUUGCCGAAAGUGACGAAUCGAGCGAAGGAGGAGGAGAUUCAGUUGAAACCGAUACCCGAGGAGAAUUGA